Messenger RNA from Striga hermonthica, 906 nucleotides. Lineage: Eukaryota; Viridiplantae; Streptophyta; Magnoliopsida; Lamiales; Orobanchaceae. The record is from the annotation of a GenBank genome assembly.
AUGGUAAACCUUGUGACAGCACAUCAGGCACUACUGCGCCGCCUGAUGAAGUCUGCCGGCGUCUUACCACACACCGUCCAAAUCAAUGCCGGCACCGUCAUCAACAUCUGGGCCCCAUCCGACACCCUCGACAAGCCUGCAGUGGUGCUCGUCCACGGUUUCUCCGCCGACGGAAUCAUGACGUGGCAGUUCCAGGUUGGCCCCCUGAGCAAGAAAUACGCCGUGUACGUGCCGGACCUCCUCUUCUUCGGGGGAUCGGCUACGGACAGCCCCGACCGGUCACCGGAGUUCCAGGCGGAGUGCCUGGCCGAGGCCCUGAGGUCGCUGGGCGUCCAGCGGUACACGGUGGUGGGGUUCAGCUACGGGGGCGUGGUGGCGUUGAAGAUGGCGGGGAUGUGGCCGGAUCUGGUGGCAGCGGCGGUGGUCUCCGGGUCGGUGGUGGAGAUGACGGAGUCGAGCAGCAGUGCUAUAGUGGAAGAGCUGGGGUUUUCGUCACUGUCUGAGUUUUUGCUCCCGACAAGUGUGAAGGAGUGUAGGGAGCUUUUUAAGGUGGCGGUUCACCGGAAGUUCUGGUUUCCAGAUCGCCUCUACGGAGACUUUCUCAAGGUGAUGUUCUACAAUAGAAAGGAAAGGGCUGAACUACUUGAAGGCCUAGUGGUCACCACCAAAGAUAAGGCCCUUCCUAACUUUACUCAGAGAAUACAUCUUCUUUGGGGAGAGAAUGACCAAAUAUUCAAAAUGGAACUUGCUAGGGAUAUGAAACAACAGCUUGGUGAAAAGACUACACUACAGGGUAUAAAGAAAGCAGGUCAUCUAGUUCACCUGGAAAGACCAUGUGUCUACAAUAGAUGUCUUAAGGAGUUUCUUGCUUCCUUGCAUGCUACAGAUGAUGAAGCUCGAAAAUGA